AUCUUUAAAAAUAUAUAUAUAUUAAAAUUAAAUCUUUCACAACGACCAUAAAUAAAACAAUAAUUACAAUAAAAAGAACGGCAACGACGGCGUCAAUGACUAUACAACAUCAACAGAAUUGUGUCAAACGUGUUGUUAUUUAAAGUGUUUACACGAAAAGCAUAAAAAAAAAAAUGAAAAUAAAUAAAUAAAAACAAAAGAAAGAGAAAAGAGAGAAAGAACAACAAAACCAAAAUCAAAAAUCAUAAAAUCUAACAACACAACAACAACUAAGGAAAUCGGAUGCAAUUUUGAGAAGAGAAGCGGACGAACGUAAAACAAAGAAGAAAAAGGAUAAUAACUGAUUGACGGUCAAAAAUUAUAAAUCUUCGUAUCUUAUCUAAAAUAAACCAUACUCAAUGAGAUCGUAGAAAAAGUCAAGAAAUUUCCCGCAAAUUUUUGAAAUAAUCCAAAGCUUCCUUAAGUGCAGACUAGUCCAGCUGUCUACCUUUCCUUAACUAAUCUCUGGCCAACGUUGUGAAACAUAUACAUCUUAAAUAUCUCUAUAUAUAUAUAUAUAUGUAUAUAUAUAUAUAUAUUUAUAUAUAAGUACAUAUAUAUCAAACUAAAAAAAAAAAAAAAAUAUUUUUACAAAUUUGUUCUUCUAACUUACAAUGAAAAACGACGUUGCAGGAUGGUGGUGGUCAUCCAAAGGACAUGAUACCUCGAAACAUUUAAAGCCAAUUUUCGCCGAACACUCCAAUAGUAACAUUUGCCCAACCAAAGAAUAUGCGGCAAAGCAACAUGUUGCCAAAUUAUCAUCAACAACAUCAUUGCUAUCACACUCCACUUUAUUAUGCCAACAGCAACAAGAACAGCAACAACAAAAGCGAACUUUAGCAACAAGUAGUAAUAAUUAUAGUAAUAUAACUAAAACAAUAACAAAUGAAAAAAGUUUUCAAUGUGAUAUUAGCAGCAGCAAACACUACAACAACAACAACAACAACAACAACAACAACAUUAAUUAUAAUGAUUUAUACACCGUAGAAACUGUAGCUAAUCUUAGAAGAAAAACAAUAAAAAGUGCUCACUGUCGACCACAUUAUCAUCACCAACAUCACCACCUCUACCACCACCAUCACCGUCAACAACGCCAUCAUCAGCACAAACACGUAUAUCAACGACGAGGAGGCGGACAAGGAUUUGCAGCACGUUCGCUAUGUCUGCAAAGUUUAUCGGUGCGAUUAUGUAGCGGCGAUCGUAAGGCAUACUUAAUGUUAUUAUUACAAUUUACUGUUGUAGUGUUAAUAUGUUCGUUAAAUAUCGGUUUCGUGACGUGUGCUAAUGUUGUUAAAAAUCAACGACAGUCAACGUUGUCAUUAUACACCGAUAAUGAUAAUCUACUGGAUGUAUUAGAUUACGAUGAUAGUGGGAAUAGUAUAGGUGGUGACGAAAGCGAUGCAAUCGGUCAUUAUACACAUACCUGGGCUGUGCAUAUACCUGACGGUGAUAAAGAGGACAAAGUCAACGCAGUAGCACGUGAUCAUGGCUUUGUGAAUUUGGGGAAGAUUUUUGGUGAUCAUUAUCAUUUCGCUCAUCACAAAGUAUCGAAGCGUUCUCUGGUACCUGCUUUACCGCAUCAAAGCCGCCUCGCCAAGGAUAAGCGAGUAAAAUGGUCCCAACAACAAAUAGCCAAAUCACGGCAAAAACGUGACUUUAUCCGUAUCAGGCCGUCACGUACCUCGUCAUCGAGAGCUUUAUCAUUGGUAGAUGCAGUUCCUUUCAGUGACCCAAAGUGGUCGCAAAUGUGGUAUUUGAAUCGUGGCGGUGGUUUAGAUAUGAAUGUUAUACCCGCAUGGAAAGAAGGUAUUACCGGCAAAGGUAUAGUAGUUACUAUACUAGAUGAUGGUCUUGAAUCCGAUCAUCCAGACAUUAUUAAUAACUAUGAUGCAAGAGCUUCGUAUGAUGUCAACAGUCAUGAUGAAGAUCCUAUGCCUCAUUACGAUUUAACGGAUUCAAAUCGCCAUGGCACACGUUGUGCAGGUGAAGUGGCGGCUACCGCAAAUAAUUCGAUAUGUGCGGUGGGCAUUGCAUUUGGUGCCAGUGUUGGCGGUGUCCGAAUGUUAGACGGAGAUGUUACCGAUGCCGUAGAGGCACGUUCCCUUUCACUCAAUCCCCAGCACAUUGAUAUCUAUAGUGCUUCUUGGGGGCCCGAUGAUGAUGGCAAAACGGUCGACGGUCCCGGGGAGUUAGCCUCACGGGCCUUCAUUGAAGGCGUGACAAAGGGACGUGCCGGCAAGGGUAGCAUUUUCAUAUGGGCCUCUGGUAAUGGAGGCCGAGAGCUGGACAAUUGCAAUUGUGAUGGCUAUACAAACUCCAUUUGGACACUGUCAAUAUCUAGUGCCACCGAAGAGGGUCAUGUGCCCUGGUAUUCGGAGAAAUGUAGUUCCACGCUCGCCACCACUUAUAGCAGUGGUGGACAGGCUGAAAAGCAAGUGGUUACGACAGAUUUGCAUCAUUCCUGCACGGUAUCACAUACCGGCACUUCUGCCUCAGCACCUUUGGCGGCCGGCAUAGCCGCUUUAGUUCUAGAAUCCAAUCAGAAUUUAACGUGGCGUGAUCUACAACAUAUUGUCGUAAGAACAGCGAAGCCAGCCAAUCUAAAAGAUACGGCAUGGUCGAAAAAUGGAGUAGGCCGCAGAGUUAGCCAUUCUUUUGGUUAUGGCCUAAUGGAUGCAGCGGCCAUGGUUAAGGUGGCACGCUCUUGGAAAACGGUGCCUGAACAACAGCGCUGCGAAAUCAACGCUCCCCAUGUGGAUAAAGUUAUUCCGCCCAAAAGUCAUAUAACUUUACAACAAACUGUAAAAUAUUGUUCCAUUAACUUUCUGGAACAUGUGCAAGCAAAAAUUACGCUAACAUCGCAACGACGCGGUGAUAUUCAAUUAAAUUUAAUAUCACCGGCUGGUACAAAAGUUACUUUAUUAACACCUAGAAUGCAUGAUGUUUCAAGGUCUGGUUUUAAUCAAUGGCCCUUUAUGUCCGUCCAUACGUGGGGUGAAUCACCUCAUGGUAAUUGGCAGCUGGAAAUCCAUAACGAAGGACGUUAUAUGGGUCAUGCUUUAUUAAGGGAAUGGUCUUUAAUCUUCUACGGCACUGCCCAACCUAUCGAUCCUAAUGAUCCGGUUUCGGUACCGCGUAAUAAUCUUGCUGACAUUACUACCCCUAACACUAGCUCCAGUAGCAGCACAACUAACCUGUAUCAGGUUUAUUCGGCACAAUAUCCACGUAUAUCACCGAAUAAUUUCGGCUCGUCUCUUUUGGGUAUGUCUGGCAAGAUGAACGGAAAACUGCCACCGAAUAAAUCCGUGUAUGUAACUAAUAUGGGUGGUAACAUAGCCAAUUAUCCUCUGUACGGUAGUAUAACACAGACCUCUAAUGGUAAUAGCAAUAAAAAAGCUCAAAUUAAGCAGCAACAACAGGGCUAUCAACAAAUUUCCGCCAGUUAUGGUGUGAUUUUAGGAACACAUAAUAAUAAAAAUAAUAACAAUGGUAACAGUAAUAAUAACAAAGGUAGUAAAAAUAAUAAAGGGAAAUCCGGAGAAAAUGGCGGUGGAAUUGGUAUUUCAGGAAUUGGCGGCGGCGGUGGUGGCGGUAAAUCCAAUAAGAACAAUAACGGUGGCAGCAAUGGCAAAACCUCUAAACAAAAAGAGUUAUCCACUCAGGCGACAUUGGGUGGUGGUGGCAAAAAUAAAUUCUAUCGCAUAUCACAACAACAAAGCAAAACGUAUUCGAUAAAAAAUCAUCAGAAUGGCAGCAAUGGAAAUCAAAAAUCGUCCAAAUUGCAACAAUCAGCUGAAAGAUUACAAUCUUAUGAGGAUAAAUUGAAUCGAAAGGUUAUAGGUGAUUUACCUGGCAGCAGCGGUGUUAACAUUGGAAAAUCUAUAAAAUCCAGCUAUAGUAAAUUGCCGGUGAAGGCGCCAAAGCAAAUUAAAGAGACGAGCACAACUAUCUCGCCAACUAUCAGUACCACAUUUACCGCCAUCGUCAAUGCAAUAACAUUAUCAAGCAGCUCUAGUUAUCAGCCUUUAAAAGAACGUGUUGUUACUUCAGUGGCCUUACAACCAAAUCAACGUAUAACCAAACUAUUUGAACGUUACGAAAAAAUACAAUCCAUUUUCCCAGAAUUUCAGCCCUAUCAAGGAAACAAGGACCGCGGCGAACAAACCAACAGCAGCAAUAAAAAAUUAAACAAACAAACUGUAACAGAAAUAAGCACAGGAGGAAGUGCUGUGAAGCCUUCAAGAGAAAAUGCUAAAAAAUCCUCACCCAGUUUUGUGCCUGAUCAGAGAAUAAUGAAAAAGCAACAAUUAUUACUGGCAGCUGCUGGGGUGGCCGCAGAAGGUGCUGGCGAUAAUGCUAGUAGUGAUGGAGGUGGCAAUUCAAAAAGCGUAGCAGGCCAAAGAAAAACUCCACACAAUGCACAAAUCACACAAUGGAACUUAAUUUUCUAUGGUACAGAAUUGCCUGCUCAACCGGAUGAUCCCAUACCUGUCAAUUCAGAACAUUUCAGUCCAUAUGGCAACAUUAUGGAACACAAUGAUAUUGAAUACGAUAGCAGCGGCCAAUGGCAUAAUAUGCAACAGAUUGGCGAAUCCAGCAUGAUGUCUCAUGAUCGCACAAAUAGCAGCUGUUUAAAGGCCACAAUUAAUCGUGAAUGCUUAGCUUGCGCACCACCUACAUUUUUCUUUAGGGGCCGUUGCUAUGACAAGUGCCCCAGUCAGACUUACGUCAUUAAACACAACGAUAUGGUGGAUAAUAUCAGCAACAUUGUUACGUAUCAAUCCAAAGACGAUGUAGAUGAAGAAUUACAAUCGUUGGAGCGUAAGCGGCGUUAUCAUUAUAAAACUUUAAAGGUGAACGAAUUUAACAUCGAUAGAGGGGAGACCACUACUACAGAAAAUGAAGGUUUCUUUGCGCCAAACAUUAUGCUAAGUUGCGCUGCCUGUGAUGUAACAUGUCGUCAAUGUUACGGUCCAUUGAAUUCCCAAUGCAAUAUUUGCUUCCCAGGCAGUCAAUUACGGCGAAUUCCUUAUACGAAUGACAGUUAUUGCUAUAUGUUCGCUGAACGCAGCUCUGGCAAUAACAGCCACGACAACCAUUCUACCGUUCAGCAAAAUAAAACUAAUUUCAAUUUUUUGCUACCAUUGUUAUACUUGAUACCGACGUUUAUCACGAUAUCGGUUAUAAUGCUUCUAAUAAUCUACGGUUGGAACAAUUACCUAAAUAAAAGAAACAACAGUAACGGUGAAAUGGCAGCCACUUAUGCGUACGAUCGUGUGGCAUUAAUAAGCAAUGAAGAUGACGAAGUGGAAGCCGAAAUGGCAGAUAAUGAAACUGAUGCUGGCGACGAUUAUCAUAACCAAGAUGAAAUUGACAACAAAAAUGUUAAAAAAAUUGUUCAUAAAACUGUAAUCAAAAUUUAUACCGAUGCAUCAGAAAUCUUAUAACGAGGUUUCUCUAAUGAUUAAG
Molecule: messenger RNA, 5508 nt
Organism: Glossina fuscipes
Lineage: Eukaryota; Metazoa; Arthropoda; Insecta; Diptera; Glossinidae
Gene: Fur1
Product: furin-like protease 1
Exons: 13
Coding region: 654-5486 (1610 amino acids)
Biological process (GO): peptide hormone processing
Cellular component (GO): trans-Golgi network; Golgi membrane
Molecular function (GO): serine-type endopeptidase activity
Source: RefSeq, a predicted model, not a curated record